Molecule: messenger RNA, 748 nt
Organism: Pollicipes pollicipes
Lineage: Eukaryota; Metazoa; Arthropoda; Thecostraca; Pollicipedomorpha; Pollicipedidae
Product: SURP and G-patch domain-containing protein 1
Exons: 4
Coding region: 41-727 (228 amino acids)
Cellular component (GO): nucleoplasm
Molecular function (GO): RNA binding
Source: RefSeq, a predicted model, not a curated record
CCGGGCGCCGCUGCCGCCGGCUGGCCUGGUCACGGCGCCCAUGGUGACCCCGGUGGCGCUGGUCAACAAGUCGCCGGAGCUGAUAGCGUACGCCAAGCGCGUGUUCGGCAACGUGGACCUGAUGACUGAUGACCAGUGGAGACAGUGUCAGGACCAGAUGAAGAUGAACGUGCUGCUGCAGGACAUUCAGAAGAAGAAGGCGGAGGCCGAGCGGCUCGAGCGCAAGGGCAAGGUCAAGUACGACUACGACUCGGACGAGGAGACCGAAGGUGGCACCUGGGAGCACAAACGGCGCCAGGCUGAGAUGACCGAGACACACGCCAAGGCCGAGGAGCUGACCCAGAUGAACGAGGGCAAGCACCACAUCGGCGACUUCCUGCCGCCCGACGAGCUGGAGCGCUUCAUGGAGAAAUGGCGCGCGCUGAAGGAGGACCGCGAGCCCGACAUGUCCGACUACCGCGAGUUCCGCAUCAAGGAGGACAACAUGGGCUUCCAGAUGCUGAAGAAGAUGGGCUGGACGGAGGGCUCUGGCCUGGGCUCGGACGGCAGCGGUAUCACGGCACCCAUCAGCCAGAAGCGCACGCUCGACCCGGCCGGCGUCGGCGCCAGCUCCCAGGCCGACGUCAGCAAGGAGGACGACGAGUUCGAGGCCUAUCGCAAGCGCAUGAUGCUCGCCUACAAGUUCCGUCCCAACCCGCUCAACAACCCGCGGCGCGCGUACUACUGAGGGCGUGCGACCAAUGCCCGG